Messenger RNA from Tachysurus fulvidraco (yellow catfish), 2195 nucleotides. Its product is annotated as obscurin-like. The record is from RefSeq and is a predicted model, not a curated record. Lineage: Eukaryota; Metazoa; Chordata; Actinopteri; Siluriformes; Bagridae. The coding region runs from base 17 to 2170 and encodes 717 amino acids. The transcript has 11 exons. Gene Ontology annotation, cellular component: external side of plasma membrane. Gene Ontology annotation, biological process: cell surface receptor signaling pathway; cellular response to lipopolysaccharide; negative regulation of T cell proliferation.
AUAGAGUGUGUUCAUUAUGAUGAGACACACUGCAGCAGUCGGUCAGUGUGUGUUUAGCUCUAAUUCUCUCUUUGGGUUAAUGUGUUGGUCCUCAGGAAGAAUGCAGGUGUGUUUUCUUCUCCUCCUCCUUAUACAGCUUCAUGUCACUGAAGGCUGCAGUCUGAAAGGAAAUAAAGAGACAGAAGAGAUCAUUGCAUACACAGGAGACUCAGUACUGCUGCCCUGCUCCUGCACUGAGCUCCACAGCAAACCUGAAACAUUCACAUGGAAGAAAUACACAAAUAACUGGGCACAGAUAUCUCCUGAGAGUGAUGAGUACAAAGAGAGAUUUCAGCUGGUUAAUGAUCACUCUUCAGGAAAUCUCUCUCUGCUCAUAUCACACCUGACUGAACAGGAUGGAGGAGAAUACAGGUGUGAUGUUAAUUGGGAUGAAUACAGAUACGUCAGACUCACUGUUAAAGGCUGCAGUCUGAAACGAAAUAAAGAGACAGAACAGAUCACUGCAUACACAGGAGACUCAGUACUGCUGCCCUGCUCCUGCACUGAGCUCCACAGCAAACCUGAGAUAUUCACAUGGGAGAAAAAUACAGAUGGAUAUAACUGGGCACAGAUAUCUCCUGAGAGUGAUGAGUACAAAAAGAGAUUUCAGCUGGUUAAUGAUCACUCUUCAGGAAAUCUCUCUCUGCUCAUAUCACACCUGACUGUACAGGAUGGAGGAUAUUACAGGUGUAAUGUUAAAGGGGAUGAAUACAGAUACAUCAGACUCACUGUUAAAGACUGCAGGCUGAAAGGAAAUGGAGAGACAGAAGAGAUCACUGCAUACACAGGAGACUCAGUACUGCUGCCCUGCUCCUGCACUGAGCUCCACAGCAAACCUGAGACAUUCACAUGGAAGAAAUACACAGAUGGAAAUAACUGGGCACAGAUAUCUCCUGAGAGUGAUGAGUACAAAGAGAGAUUUCAGCUGGUUAAUGAUCACUCUUCAGGAAAUCUCUCUCUGCUCAUAUCACACCUGACUGAACAGGAUGGAGGAGAUUACAGGUGUGAUGUUAAAGGGGGUGAAUACAGAGACGUCAGACUCACUGUUGCAGGCUGCAGGCUGAAAGAAAAAAGAUGGAUUGAGAUCACUGCAUACACAGGAGACUCAGUACUGCUGCCCUGCUCCUGCACUGAGCUCCACAGAAAACCUGAGACAUUCGCAUGGAAGAAAAGCACAGAUAAGUGGGCACAGAUAUCCCCUGAGUGUGAUGAGUACAAAGACAGAUUUCAGCUGGUUAAUGAUCACUCUUCAGGAAAUCUCUCUCUGCUCAUAUCACACCUGACUGAACAGGAUGGAGGAUAUUACAGGUGUGAUGUUAAAGGGGGUGAAUACAGAGACCUCAGACUCACUGUUAAAGGCUGCAGUCUGAAAGGAAAUAAAGAGACAGAACAGAUCACUGCAUACACAGGAGACUCAGUACUGCUGCCCUGCUCCUGCACUGAGCUCCACAGAAAACCUGAGACAUUCACAUGGGAGAAAAGAACAGCUGAAAACAGGAUUGUAAACAUAUCUACUGAGAGUGAUGAGUACAAAGAGAGAUUUCAGCUGGUUAAUGAUCAUUCUUCAGGAAAUCUCUCUCUGCUCAUAUCACACCUGACUGAACAGGAUGGAGGAGUUUACAGGUGUGAUGUUAAAGGGGAUGAAUACAGAGACAUCAGACUCACUGUUAAAGGUUGCAGACUGAAUCAACAGACAGUGGAUGUGACUGGAAUCGUGGGACAGUCUGUCCUUCUGCCCUGCUCCUGCUCUGAACUACAAGCCAAACCACACACUUUCAGAUGGAGCUUUGUUAAAGGAUCUGAUGUCAUAAAGAUCUUCCCAAAGGAGCAAACAAAUCUCUACACAGACAGAGUUCAGGUCUUUAAUGUUCAUCCUCCAGGAAAUCUCUCUCUACUCAUAUCACAGCUGACUGUAGAGGAUGGAGGAUUUUACAGGUGUGAGAUCGGGGAAAUGACUACAUACAUCUACCUUACAGUGAAAGAUUCUCUUAUCUACUUCCCUGUUGCCAUGGUAACUGUGUUAUUUCUGCAUAUUAUCGUGGCUGUGGUUUAUUGCACCACCAUAAAGAAAGGUUCUGGUACAGUCCAUUACAGCAAAGGUGAUGGAGAGGAAACAGUGAGUCUGCAGUAGAGAAGAACUCAAUUCACUGAUCCAU